AAAAAAAAACCAUCGCUCAGAAACUAGCGUUUGAUAGCUGAGUACCAUGACAUUGGUGGUAGAAGUUGAUACUGGAUUAAGCAGCGUCGAUGGGGGGGGGGGGGCAAAUACGAGGUCAGAUGUGAUAGGAGCUGGAGUCUCCUUAGUUCGAGAAGCAGCAACAAGAAUCACAGCUGCUCGCGGCCAAACGCCACGUGGAGCGACGACGACGUCGAAGAGUUUUUCAGGCUUCGUUCAAAAACACGAAGGACACGAAGAGGAUCAAGUACGCCUGGUCCGUCCUGGCGUCUACGCUCUCCGUUAAUCGCCACAAAGUGUUUACCGAUCAGCAUUAUCAAGCCAAGAACAUGAAGCAGAAAUGGGCUUCAGCUCGGGAAGAGGAAGGACAAACAGGCAAUGGAGGCCCUGUCCGUCGUUCCAAUCAUUUUUGCAUUAUGGAAGUCUACUGGGGCGAUGCGACGGGCAUGAACAACAGUCCUCAUCUCAGCACCGAGGACAUGGACACUAUUGCAGCUGCAUGAGAAGCCAGCAGAGCAACAUCACUGCCCUCGUCCCCCGAUUCCAGUUCAAGACGAAUUCUCGUAUCGGAAUUGCGCGCGGGUCCCUCUACCAAGCGCUUGAAUCGCAGCCAAGGUGAAUGCGUUGAGGCCGGGUUAGGUGCCGUUGCCAAAGGAUUUAGUGAGGGGAUGGAAGCACUUGCAAAAGGGCUAGCCCAAGUGCGAGACGAUGGUAGUGAAGGGCUUACUGCAGCUGUAGGAAAAACAGACAAACGCGCUACAGGAGCAGAGUGACCGCGCUAAUACCCAAUCCGAGCAGCUUGCAAACUUUGAAUGAACAGCUCAGAGUGCAAAACGAAACCUUUUUUUUUCGAGAGCUGCUGCAGUUUAUUCAUCACGAGUACUAGCAACAGACAAUAGCUACUAGAGUUAAUUUGUCGGAAAUACGAAGCUAGCAAGCUACACAGAAUCAAAUGAUUCAGUGAAAUCCAGA
Phytophthora nicotianae INRA-310 is the source of this 990-nucleotide messenger RNA. RefSeq lists its product as hypothetical. The record is from RefSeq and is a predicted model, not a curated record. Bases 359 to 637 code for a protein of 92 amino acids. Lineage: Eukaryota; Oomycota; Peronosporomycetes; Peronosporales; Peronosporaceae. The transcript is spliced from 2 exons.